Messenger RNA from Rhagoletis zephyria (snowberry fruit fly), 3974 nucleotides. RefSeq lists its product as uncharacterized. The record is from RefSeq and is a predicted model, not a curated record. NCBI's taxonomy places the organism in Eukaryota, Metazoa, Arthropoda, Insecta, Diptera, Tephritidae.
AAUCGCACGGGUUGUUACAUCCCAUGUCGAGCACUUCUAGACUCAGGUUCUCAGGUGAACUUUGUUACCGGGCGCCUUGCAAAUCAAUUGAGUCUGGAGACAAAAAGGUAAGCACAUCAAUCUCUGGGGUUGGGGAAUCUAAUUUCAUAGCCGAAAGGGCUGUUGAUAUCAUCGCAAAAUCACACAGCGAUGAUUGCGUUCUCUCGUUUGAAGCCAUCGUCACCAACACGAUCACCGAUCCUCUGCACAAUUUCGAUCUCAACACAGACUCAUGGAACAUUCCGAAUAAUAUUAAGCUUGCCGACCCACUCUUUUUCAAGUCGCAACGUAUUGACGUCUUGUUGGGAGCAUCGUUAUUUUUUGAUCUAAUGUGUAUCGGCCAAAUUAGGUUGGCCAAUAACUUACCUAUACUAAAAAAAACCAGAUUAGGAUGGGUCGCUUCUGGUGGAGGACUUCAUUUCCAUAAGUCAUCCUCCUUGGUUGCAGUUCGCUCAGACUUAGAGGAGGAAGAAGCCGGUUUAGACGAUCUCAUUAAGCAGUUUUGGGAAGUUGAAGCCUGCUCAGCUCCACCCACACAAAUGCAAGAGGAAAUUGAUCGCGAGCUUCAUUUCCAACAAAAUCAUAUUCGACUCGAUUCUGGGGAAUAUGCUGUGCGGCUUCCAUUAAAGCAAAACGUCCAAGCUCUUGGUGAUUCAUACUUACUAGCCAAACAGCGCUUCAUGAGUUUGGAACGAGGGCUGCAGCACAAACAAGACGUUAAAAAACAGUAUUCGUCCUUCAUGAAGGAAUACGCCGAACUCAAGCACAUGUCUCCUGCGAACUUGGAGCCAACAACUCGUGCAUUCUUCCUGCCCCAUCAUUGUAUCCACAAGACGGAUAGCACAACAACAAAGUUGAGAGUUGUGUUGGAUGGCUCCGCAAAAUCAACAUCUGGUUAUUCUUUAAAUGACGUGCUUAUGGUUGGUCCAACGAUUCAGCCAAAGCUCUUCUUUACACUUUUGGGUUUUCGCCUUUGACGGGUGACAUCUGUAAGAUGUAUCGCUGCGUACGAGUUUUGGAGCCUGACAAGUACUUACAAUGUAUUUUGUGGCGGGAUGACCCUGAAGGAGAUCUAAAGGUAUACACGCUAGACACAGUCACGUAUGGUACCAGGCCUGCUGCAUUUCUAGCGACUCGACCCAUGCAUCAAUUGGCAAUAGAUGAAGAAGCAGAUUUUCCUCUUGGCUUGCUUAUCGGGCGUAGAAACUUUUAUGUCGACGACCUCAUCACUGGUGUAGACUCCGUGGAAGAAGUCGUGGAAAUUCAGCGUCAGACAGCACAGUUGCUGCGGAGAGGUAAUUUUCUACUUCGAAAAUGGUGCUCUGAUGCUCCUGAAGCUCUCGUCGCAGUACCUGAUUCUGAUUGUGAGCCACUUUUGCAGUUUCACGAUGGUACGCAUGUUACAAAAACUCUUGGCUUAGUCUGGGAUCCUAAAACAGACAACUUCAUAUUUUCGUUCGCACUCGCUCGCCUGAGAAAUAACAAUCACGUAACUAAGCGUAUCGCAUUGUCCAUAAUUUCUGGAUUUUACGAUCCAUUAGGACUCAUCGCUCCAGUUAUAACUCAGGCAAAAAUCUUCAUUCAAACCAUGUGGAAACAACAUAUACAUUGGGAUGAAAGUUUACCACAGCACUUACAUACAGUUUGGACUCAAUUCUGUGCUGAACUGGAAUUGGUAUCUAACUUCCAGUUUCCGCGAUUUGUAUUAAUUCCAAAUUCUUAUUUAGAGCUCCAUGGAUUUUGCUAUGCUAGUUUAGCCGCUUAUGGUGCAUGCGUGUAUGCACGAGCCCAGCAUAAUGACGUAGUUAAGACUCACUUGUUGUGCGCAAAAUCUCGAGUAGCGCCACUUAAGACUCUCUGUGCCGAAGCUUGAGUUGUGCGCGGCAUUGUUAUUAGCAGAGUUAUUAGAAGCGGUCAAGCAGGCACAAGAAUUUAACUGUGCCAUCCAUUGUUGGUCGGAUUCAACCGUAGUUUUAUCGUGGCUACGAGAAGAAUCUUCGAACUUUAACAUAUUUGUUUCAAACAGGGUAAGCCGUAUACAAACACUAAGUCACGGAAUGGUUUGGCUUCAUGUCCCGAUCGCUAUGAAUCCAGCUGACGUCUUGUCGCGAGGAGCAUCACCGAAGCAGCUUCUUAACUCAACGCUCUGGAAGAACGGCCCCUCUUUUCUACUCGGUAAUCAAACAGGUUGGCCUACAGCGCCUGGCUUUCUCACCGAGUUACCAGAACGACGACGCAUCGCUUUAGCCGCAACAACGCACCUUGAAGACAUUUCACUCAACUGCAGGUAUUUAAAUACAUUCAGCACGAUGCAGCGAGUAUUUGCUUAUGUCUCAAGAUUUGGGUUAAGAAAAGAUCCCAAAGGGCAUAGACCAUCAGGCGCGCUCACGCCUCAAGAUAUCAAAGGUGGAACUCAACUUUUAUUGCGCCUCAUUCAACAGAAAUAUUUCCCCAAGGAAUAUAAGGCAUUAAAGGUUGGAACAACUUGAAUCAUCUAGUACAAUGUAUUCACUUAAUCCGUUCAUGGACGAAUUUGGGCUCAUAAGGGUUGGUGGUCGGCUAGAAAAUGCUAUGCUAGAUUAUGAUGCACGUCACCCGAUAAUUUUGCCAGAGCGACAUCCGAUUGCAAUUGCAAUAAUUCAAUACUAUCAUGAAAAAUUCAUGCACGCUGGACCGCAAAGUUUAAUAGCUUCAAUACGAUUGCAAUUUUGGCCAAUUGGUGGGCGAAAGACAGUUAGCAGUGUCGUAAAUAAAUGUUUAAAGUGCUUUCGUCUUAAACCCAAAAUCGUCGAACCCAUCAUGGGUGAUUUGUCUCAGCACAGAGUACUGCCGGGAAAAACAUUUUCUACAACAGGCAUCGACUUCUGCGGGCCUUUCUAUUACAAAUCCGAAGUACGAAACAGAGGUCCAAUCAAGUGCUACGUUUGUGUUUUUAUUUGCUUUACAACAAAGGCCACCCACUUGGAAUUGGUAUGUGACUUAUCUACAGCAUCUUUUAUAGCUUCUCUCAAGAGAUUCAUCUCAACGCGUGGAAGGCCGAGCGUAAUUUGGUCAGAUAAUGCCACAAACUUUAUUGGGCCUAGAAAUGAGCUAGCUGAGCUAAAAAACUUAUUUUGGUCUACCCCUCACAUUCAAGCUGUUCAAAGACAAUGUGUUGAUGAUGGCAUUGAAUGGCGAUUUAUUUCCCCGCGAUUGCCCCAUUUUGGAGGUCUAUGGGAAGCUGCGGUGAAGGCUGCAAAAAAUCAUUUUCAUCGAGUUGUUGGACUCUCAACGCUCACAUUCGAAGAAAAAUCCUGAUGAUUUGGAAGUACUGACACCAGCCCAUUUCUUAAUUGGAGGGCCAUUCACCAGUUUUGCAGAGCCAGACGUUACGCAUCUGGAUAUUAGUCGACUAGAUCGAUGGCAGCGUUUGUCCUCUAUGCAGCAAACAUUUUGGAGAAAAUGGAGCACAUAUUACCUCACGAUACUGCAAGAGCGAAACAAGUGGCGUGCAAGUGUACCAAAUAUUCAGCAAGGGGUAAUGGUAUUAUCGUAAAGCGAGCCGUAAACAAGAUCGCACUCCUACCUAUUGACAGUGUUGAAGGUUUGAAACCUUCAACGGGGGAGGAUGUUAAGAUUCACUAAAUCGCAUGCCAUGAUGUUCACCCAAGGGUUAAGGAUAUCCGCUAGGUCAGCUUUUUGUUAUCUUUCUUAUCAACUCAUUCGUUGCUGCUGGUCCCUCAUUGCUAUGUUCUAGUAUGUAUGUGCAUAUGUACAUGUGUAUUCUUAUGUUCAAUGUGCGUAUGUAGCAAUAUGUAUGUAUUUAGGUGUUUGAGCCUUCGCUUAAACCACAUUUGAGAUUACCCCUUUCAAUGUUCACUGAGCAACCCUGCACCCUGGUGCAUGACUGCGGUAGUUGUCUAGGCGUUGUUGUAACAACCCUGUGUUUGUCUUUG